GUGAGCUUCAAUGUCGGCCGGCCGCCGGCUUAGAUCGACGCGAGCUGGAAAUUGGCCGCUUCGACGCAGGAAGAAAACUCUUGCUUGGCAGAAGAAGCAGUCAUGCAUUUCUCCACCAGCUCUGACGACAACGCCGUGACGGAGAAGUCAAAGUCACCCGACACUUCACCCGAGAGAGGAAGAACAAAACAAUCUGCGACCACGACGCCCACGACAGGAUUAGCACCUCACAACCAUUUGGAUCCGUUUGCAGGACGGCGACACACACAAGAUGACCACCUUCGACCACCGGGCACGCCGCGAAGACCACAUCAUUUUCGCCACUGGAGCAAUCACAGUGUCAGUCGGCUUCGAUCCGAGGUCAUCGAACAUGUGCACGAUUUGCACUUCAAGCAGAGGAUCAGACAUUUCACGUGGGGAUGGUUCACGAUGACAAUGGCCACCGGCGGCAUAGCCAACGUCCUCUACCGUGUUCCCUACCGCUUUGCCGGCCUUUAUGCCAUUGGCUGCAUCUUCUUCAUAUUGAACAUUGUCCUCUUCCUGUUCAAUGUCACCAUGAUCUCGCUGAGAUUCUACUAUCAUCGGGACACAUUCAAGCAUUCCAUUUUACAUCCGACCGAAAGUCUGUUCAUACCAGCGAGCAUCAUCAGUAUCGGCACAAUACUGAUGAAUGUCUCGCAAUAUGGCCUGACGCAAGAGAAAGUCUCAGGACUCUGGCUGCUGUCGACCAUGUAUGUUUUCUUCUGGAUCUAUUGCGGAUUGGCCGUUUGCGGAAGCUGUGGGAUUUAUUUGAUCCUGUACGUGUUCUUGAGCGAAAGUUCACUUCUCGUUCACUUCUGACCUUGAUGAUCGUACUGAUCAUGCAAUACAGAUGGUCUACUCAGACAUUCACAGUAGCACAAAUGACGCCUGUCUGGAUCUUCCCCUGCUACCCAUUGCUGGUCAUUGGGCCUCACGCCGCAGGGCUGGCCGAGCAUUUGUCUGAGAUGUCCCGACCAGAAUGGGCAGUGAACGUAAUCGUUGGUGGCUUCGUCUUUCAAGGUAUUGGGUUUCUCCUCAGUCUCAUGAUCUACGCUGCCUUUAUCUAUCGACUCAUGACGCAAAAGCUGCCUGCAGAGAAUCUUCGACCUGGCAUGUUUGUCAGUGUAGGACCCAGCGGCUUCACCAUUAGUGGCGUCGUCGGUAUGGGCGAUAUCCUACCCAGGGUGGUCGACCAAGAUUUCCUGCUACCCGGUCAUGGCGAGCUCGCAGGCCAAGUCAGCAAGAUCGCCUCAGUCUGGUUCGGUCUCUGGCUCUGGGGCCUAGCAUUUUGGUUCUUCAUCGUCUCUGUCGGAGCACAUUGGAAUUGCAUUCAACGCGGCCGAAUGACAUUUGCUAUGACAUUCUAUUCGUAUGUCUUCCCGCAAACCGCGCUCACAACGGCGACUUUCUACAUCGCGCUAGCACUCGACAAUCGACCUAUCCGAAUCCUAGGCUGCGCGAUGGCUAUUUUAGUCAUUAUUGCCUGGAUUGUUGUUUUCGUCAUGAUGAUCAGAGCUGUCAUCAAUAAAGACAUCCUCUGGCCUCAGAAGCAAGAAGACAAGGACGAGGGAGGCUGGAGCGCAAACGGGUCAGAUGGCCGGCCGAUCUGCGAUGUGGUGCAAUGCACUGCAGUUGGACCAGACCAGUCACAAGGAGCAGCAGAAACUGCUCAUGUGACUUUUCGAACGCCUGAUGAUCGCAGUCCAACUAUCUCGCGGGCGGUCACAAUCGAUGUGGAGUCUGGCGCGGAGGACUUUGCUCGUCAUCCGCCACUCAUGCGUGGCCGAACUCGGCAGGCAGAUCUGCCAGUCGGUAUAGUAUGACUUCGACACAAGUUAUACGAGCUAUCCCAACGUUGCAUAGCUUCUCCAGCUCUGCUGGCUC
Molecule: messenger RNA, 1905 nt
Organism: Cercospora beticola
Lineage: Eukaryota; Fungi; Ascomycota; Dothideomycetes; Mycosphaerellales; Mycosphaerellaceae
Source: RefSeq, a predicted model, not a curated record